AUUGCGCAGCUUUUCUAUGCGCGAAAAGAGACUUUACAAUGGCGGAAGAUGUAAAAGAUGAUGUGACUGAAAUUCCCACAAAGAGACAGAAACUUGACAAAGAUGAUGAUGAUUAUGGUAUCAAACAAGAAUGUACUUCAAGCAACAACUCUGCCACAGACAAACUGGUAUUGAGUGAAGAUGUGCCAUCGACAUCAAGCGACAAUGGACCUCAUGCUGAAAAUAAGUUGUCCCUGGGUCCUCAACAGUUGCCUGAUCCAGGUGAUAACAUGGAUGAUGACUCAGAUAGUGACAUGAGUGAUAUAUCAGGCCUAAGUGAAACAGUUUGGAAAACAACACCAGGUGCAAUGGCAUGGGUGCAUCGUCAAAUGAUGCUUGGUCAAAAUCCAAGAGAUAUUUUGAGAGAUCUAAUCUCAAAAGAUGCAGAUAUUGAUGAUUUGGAUGACUAUGCAAUAUGGGAAAUUAUAAUACGCCUCCUGUCUGAGCCACCAAAGCGAGACCGUUUGGAAGAAUACCACACACUGGAUCACGCUAUUAAUCUCAUCAAAUCCUGUAAAAAGAUUGUUGUCCUUACUGGAGCAGGGGUGUCAGUUUCCUGCGGAAUUCCAGAUUUUAGGUCAAGAGAUGGUAUCUACGCCAGGUUAGCUGUGGAUUUUCCAAAUCUGCCUGACCCACAGGCCAUGUUUGAUAUCAAUUUCUUUAGUAAGGAUCAGAGACCAUUCUUUAAAUUUGCAAAGGAAAUAUACCCAGGUCAGUUUGAGCCAUCAAGGUCUCACAAAUUUAUUAGAUUGCUGGAAACCCAUGAAAAGCUACUCAGAAACUACACACAGAAUAUAGAUACUCUGGAACAAGUUGCUGGAAUAGAAAGGGUGAUACAAUGCCAUGGUUCAUUUGCAACAGCAACCUGUAUGGCCUGUAAGCACAAAGUUACAGCUGAUGCAGUUAGGGAGGAUAUAUUCAACCAGGUAAUCCCUAAGUGUACAGUCUGUCCUGAGGGAACAGAAAUGGCCAUCAUGAAGCCAGACAUUGUGUUUUUUGGAGAAAGUCUACCAGAAGAGUUUCAUCAGCAGAUGGCUGAAGAUAAACAAGAUUGUGACCUUUUGAUUGUGAUUGGCUCGUCCCUUAAAGUUCGACCUGUGGCUCUUAUUCCCAACUCGCUACCUCAGAAUGUUCCACAGAUCCUCAUUAACAGAGAACCAUUACAACAUUUAAAUUUUGACAUUGAACUGUUGGGUGACUGUGAUGUCAUCAUCAGUGAACUUUGCAAGCGUCUGAAAGAUGGAUUUCAGGUUCUGGCAGAUUCUUCCCCAGCUAUGCAUGAGAUCUCGAGAGAUCAAUUACGCACACCUUCCCCUGUUCCCUUCCCUCAGAAAAAUCCGCUGGAAUCUUCUGAAGAGGAUAAAGUUGACAGCCAGGAAGUUCCAGUUGUAAGGGCAGGCCAUUUGUCAAGUGUGAAUGACACUGAGGGGCAAUUAGAGACUGAGAAAUCAAGUCCAUCAGAAGGUGACAAGAACAAGCAAGAUGAUGCAGGGAAAAUUACAAACAGUGAAAAUAUUGAAAAUCUAGCAUGUACAGAUGGUUUGAAUAGCAAUUCUGCAGCAUCUCAGUGCCUUGAAUCAAAUGCUGUCCAACCUCCAUUGGAAAAUCCAUUGGAUGAAGCUAUGCCAUGUGAUUCUACAACCGAAGAACUUAGGUCCAUGUGGCAGCCAGAGAGAGUUAGUCUUGCCAAGUACUUAGAAGAUGGGCAGUACGUACAUCUACCUCCAAACAGAUAUGCAUUCCCAGGGGCAGAAAUUUACACAGAAGGAGAGAGUGAGGAGGAGGAGGAACAUUUCAGAAACAGCAUUAGCAUGUCAAGCAGCUCGAGCUGUUCUUCACUCAACAGUCACGGCAAUGUGGAACAAUCUGACGAAGAAAACAAGAGUCUCGGGAAACAAGAGUCCAAUGAGGAGCCAAUGAAUGCGUCAGGAAAAGACAGUGAUGAUAUGUCAAGUGAUGUCCGAAUCUCUAGCACAGACUGUGGCAAUUCCAAGCAUCAGGAUUCUCGGACAUCACCCACAGUGGGGUUGAAUGCAAGUUCUUGUCACUUGGACGCUGAAGAAACGGUUGUAAGCCAGUCUUGUGUCGGACAAACAAGCAAAGAUGUGAAAUUAGAUAUACCAAGUGCACAGCAGCCCAAGGAUGAAGAUGUAGCUCUACCUGACUCCUCUAAUAGCAGCAUGUAAAUUGUUAUAUGACGCU
Molecule: messenger RNA, 2241 nt
Organism: Magallana angulata
Lineage: Eukaryota; Metazoa; Mollusca; Bivalvia; Ostreida; Ostreidae
Product: NAD-dependent protein deacetylase sirtuin-1-like
Exons: 10
Coding region: 39-2225 (728 amino acids)
Molecular function (GO): NAD+ binding
Source: RefSeq, a predicted model, not a curated record